Hyaloscypha bicolor E is the source of this 1049-nucleotide messenger RNA. RefSeq lists its product as uncharacterized. The transcript has 4 exons. The coding region runs from base 157 to 963 and encodes 268 amino acids. The record is from RefSeq and is a predicted model, not a curated record. Lineage: Eukaryota; Fungi; Ascomycota; Leotiomycetes; Helotiales; Hyaloscyphaceae.
UGGCAGUGUCUCCGCUGCUGCCAUUUCGCGUGAAAAAUACCAUAAUGUACGGGAUACUCUAACCUCAAAUUCCAACAAUAGGGUGUGAUAGGCGAGCGAGAUCGUUUGAGUGGAGAGUGGCAAUGCGCUUUCAUACCAACUCCACAGAUAGCCAGCAUGGACCCGGAACCUGAAAUCCCACCUGCCCCAAAUGAUACAACCGAGGUGCGAUUUUCAUUAGAAUUUAUCGACGAGCUAGAGCGUAAACGAAACCCGGAAUCUCACCUCCGGACUGUUGUACGGUCGAAUGCCAGGAAGGCCUCCUUCUCGAGACGACGGCCUCUAACUGCUGUCAAUACUCGCUCAACGCAACUUAGUCCUCUCAGAACACUUAGGACAGUUGUGGAAUUCAACAAGGAGGUUAAUGUAGCGUCUUUUUCUGGAAUUUCAGGAAAUGCCACUGCUCCCAGAGAAAAUUUCUUCUUCUCUAUGCCAAUAAGGGAAGAUGGUAUUCGAGGGCUUUCGAGUGUCUCUGAGUCCUCACAUGGCCCUUACAACCCCGACACCAAGUAUUCACCAAGUCAGAGACUGGAAUUUAGUGGAGACUUCCUACGCCAGCUGCAAAUAUCUCCAAAAACGAUCCUUGGAGCAGGGAGGAUUGAUCCGUUCAACAGUUAUCCAAUUGACUCUGCUGAGAUGCAACCAUAUAUGCAUGGCUUAGUAGAUUAUCAUGCUUUCAUUUGCGACUCAGGAAUGCCAAAAGAUCCUGAUACGGGAGCAUACAUACACAUCAAGUGGCUGCAACUUUGUAUGGAGAAUCAAAUGGCUUUUAAAAGCAUGCUAUUAGCAGCCGAAAUGUCUCUCAGAGGACACCAAGGCCUUACUCCUUGGGAAGUAACCAAGUUUCCUGGAAGUUAUAGAUAUAAACUGACGGCCAGAACUCAGGUCCGUUCGUGCUAUUCACCUAACCUUAGAUUGCAUUGAACUAUUAAACGAAGUGUUUAAUAAACCGAAACUUGAGGUUAGCGAUAUGAUGCUGGCAACAGGAAUCAAUCUUGCGGCAACUGAGC